Molecule: messenger RNA, 1558 nt
Organism: Aspergillus ochraceoroseus IBT 24754
Lineage: Eukaryota; Fungi; Ascomycota; Eurotiomycetes; Eurotiales; Aspergillaceae
Product: tRNA (adenine-N(1)-)-methyltransferase
Exons: 4
Coding region: 78-1400 (440 amino acids)
Biological process (GO): tRNA methylation
Cellular component (GO): tRNA (m1A) methyltransferase complex
Source: RefSeq, a predicted model, not a curated record
CGUCUUCUCCAGCAUUUUGGGCCGAAAUUUAAACGAUACUGACAUUUUCUUUCUCCUCUCAAUUAUUGACUAAAUGAAUGGCUCGUCUGGUGAAGUCUUUGCGUCAGUUUCUGGGACUGGAUUCCUCGAUCCUGCCAGUCUCGCGUUUUGCCCGCUCAAUUGAUACCGACUUUUCCUACUUUCGGGAGGGUGAUCGAGUCAUCGUCCAUGGAAAAACCCCGCAGUUAACGAAGCCUCUUCGAAAAGGACAGAAGUCGGACGUCCGCCGGGGACAGUUGGAGCAUGACCAGAUUAUCGGCCGUCGAGUUCGAGAUCUGGUCCAGGCGCGCAAAGGCCCUGAGUAUAGACUCACACUCCCAACCCUCGAAGAGUAUGUCGCCCUGACACCGCGCCUCGUCACUCCGAUAUACGCGGCAGAUGCAAAUUUAAUUGUUUCUCUCCUGGACAUUCACGUCGCACCCCCCGCCGACGGAGAUGAUGGUCGUCCACCGCUAGAAAUUCUCGAAUCCGGCACAGGUCAUGGAUCCCUCACCCUCCAGCUCGCGCGCGCAAUUCAGGCCGCCAAUUCCCUCCCACCGCUUCUUCCAGAAGAGUCUCAGAUUCAAUAUCUUCAAGGACGUCCCGGACGGCCGGGAGACGACCAACCCCAAACGAACGGACAAGGGGCGGAAGGCGACAAACCCGUGGACCAGACUCAGGAACAAUGGGAUACAUGGCGUGCUCAGCGCAAAGCCAUUAUCCAUACCGUCGAUGUCUCCCCGAAGUUCUCCGCACACGCAGAGACAAUCGUGCGCGAAUUCCGCCGCGGCAUCUACGCCGGCAAUGUUGACUUUUACGUCGGCCACGUCGAGAACUGGAUCAUGGAGCAAGUCCGUCGUCGCCAGCAGCAAACGCGGUCCAGCAACCUCCUCCCGUCUUUCAGAAAAUCCGAUACUUCCCCGGAGCCAUUCCUCACUCAUGCGAUCCUCGACAUGCCCUCCUCCCACCUGCGUAUCCCGCACGUUGCACGUAUUCUCAAACGAGACGGAAUUCUCGCAGUCUUCAUGCCCAGCGUGACCCAGAUUGGCGAAUGCGUGGACCUCAUCCGUCAACAGAAAUUGCCUUUCAUCCUUGAGAAGGCGGUCGAGCUUGGCCCGGGCAUCAGCAACGGCCGGCUCUGGGACAUUCGAUUCGCGGUGAAAAAGUCCCGCGCGGACCCGUCUUCUUGGACUGAAUCCUCCUCUGAGCCCGCAGGUGAAGAACCUGUGGAGGAAGAAACUGCAGAAGCGCAAGCAGUUGAAGAAACUCCGGCUAAAGACCCCGAAACUGCCCUGGUGUGUAGACCAAAGGUUGGCUCCCGUAUUGUCGGUGGAGGAUUUGUGGGUAUAUUCAGAAGGAUAGAGGAUUUCCAGGCGCAGUAGAUACGAUUCUGUCAAGUUGGGUUACCUUUUGGUCCUUUUUGAUCCAUAUACUACCCGUUGUGUAUUAUAGAUUUUGUGAUUACUAUAGUAGUACCUUUGUACUAGGUACUAUCUUGUACGAUACCCGGAGAUCAUCAUACAUUGAUAAAAAUUUAUUU